AUGACAAGUUUUGCAUAUUAUGAAAAUGAGCCUGAUUUCAGCAUCCAUCUCGGCAAGACAACCUGUCUACUCUGUAGACACGUUGCAACUUCCCAGUCUCUAACUCUCGAUCUACAUGGAAAGGAGCUUGGUACCCUGGAGUGCUCACCGAGUUGUGUAACGUGCUCGAUAAAGCCACAUGAGCAGCCAUGGAUGCAUAAGCUCUGUUUCGACCUGUUGAGGGCUAGCAACAAGCCCAAUGAACCGACGCUUGAGGACUUGCGCAGAUUUGCAACCGUAACCAAACCUAUGUACAAGUUCCUGCGUAGGAACGAUACCGACAGUGCAUCUUCCCGUGAAGGGCUUUUCUCCCGUCAUGCAAGGCCCAUCGUGGAAAACACCCUCAGAAUCGAAUUGUUUGAAAGGCUACCGGCUGAAAUCCAGGAUAUUAUCUAUAGCUAUAUUGGCUCAUGCUGGUAUCUGAUCGUGCUCGGGGAGAGCUGCAGAUUGAUUGAGGAGUUGAGAAGUCGGCAUGAAAGUCCGUGCAAACAAUUGAGCCUGAACAAAGAGGUAUAUAUCUCGAGAAUACCCUAUCAAGGCAAUUUCUAUAUUUCUACUAUCAGCAACGAACAGCCGGAGCCUCCCUUGGAUGGCUGGAGCCUAGAGUGUUUGAACAUACCCGAUGGUCUGAACAAGAUUGUCGUAUCGACUGACCAUAUUGGUGUGCGAGGCAUACAAUUUGUAGUGGACGGGAGUGCUCCCCCGCGAUCAGAUGGAUCACCAUGGUAUGACUUUAUCGACAUCCCAGACUCCAGCCAGAUGCUCCAUGUUGCUACUGAGGGUCUAUUUGUUAGAGGAAUACGGCGUGCAGAGGACAAGGAAGCUCAAGGCACCUUGCCUUUAUGGAGCUGCCCAACCCCCCCUAAACUUCAACCAUGGAACAUUUAUGACGAUUUCGGAGGCCAUCGCUUAGACUACGUUAACCUUGACGGCGAGGGCGUUCAAGGACUUGUUGUUUGCUGUUGCAUUACCACGACCAUGGGUUUAUACGCAUUUUCAGGCCUUUCAAAACCAUUCAAAGAGUUUGUUGCCUCGAUGCAGCAAAAGGCCAACCUGCGUCCCACGUUUUGGAUGUACUUCCCAAUCAACGACGGCGAACUGAUUACGGCUGCUUGGAUUCGCAAAAUGAAAGGACAAUUUGGGGCGUUUGCAGAACCAGUACUAGCUAUUCAAACCACGCUCGGGAGAACAGCUACAUUCGGGCCCUACCAUCGGGGAAGUUACCAUCAGACUAACGAAUUUUUCCCACUAGUCAAGGACGGCGACGGUACGAUUUCGGGUUUCACUCACGACGGACUAGACAUGCAAAAGGCCGAAGCCUCGCACUUCGGUGUCACCUGUCGCGAGAGUGAAGAUGCCACUCUCACGUCUUUGAAGCCAGCUCCGCCACCUGCUGAGAUUGAGGGGUACACUUCUCCAGUCCCGUAUUCCAACGGAGCAGGGUUGGACUGGUACAUGACCACAGCCACGCUAAGUGGACUGUCAAGGGUGCGAGUGUGUAGGGAUCUAGAUAUGCCACGCCACACAUGCAUCGGAUUGCUACUGUACUAUGAAGAUGGCCACGUAGAGUCCCUCGGCCAAAUACGCUGGGACCAGGACGUGUCACGAGAGGUAUCUAUGCCUAUACGUAUCAGAAGGUGUAAAGUUGAUGGAAAUACAUUUCUUGUGGAAGUACAGGGCAUCGAUCUCACUGGUGGUGAGGGUGAAACCGAUGGUGGGCUUGAUGAGGAGCUAGCCGAGGGAUGGCUAGACGUGCCGCGGACGGGGACGAUGGUUUGGCGGUUUCAUUCUUGGUGGAAGAUUAUAUCUGUAUAUAACGAUGCAUCGUUGAGGUCUCGAAGCAUGGUUCCUACUAGUUAUCUAAACUCAACUAGCUAG
Nannizzia gypsea CBS 118893 is the source of this 1917-nucleotide messenger RNA. RefSeq lists its product as hypothetical. The transcript has 4 exons. The record is from RefSeq and is a predicted model, not a curated record. Lineage: Eukaryota; Fungi; Ascomycota; Eurotiomycetes; Onygenales; Arthrodermataceae. The coding region runs from base 1 to 1917 and encodes 638 amino acids.